Messenger RNA from Aspergillus melleus, 2345 nucleotides. Its product is annotated as SAE2 C-terminal domain-containing protein. Gene Ontology annotation, cellular component: site of double-strand break. Gene Ontology annotation, biological process: DNA double-strand break processing involved in repair via single-strand annealing; double-strand break repair via homologous recombination. Bases 8 to 2224 code for a protein of 738 amino acids. The transcript has a single exon. The record is from RefSeq and is a predicted model, not a curated record. Lineage: Eukaryota; Fungi; Ascomycota; Eurotiomycetes; Eurotiales; Aspergillaceae. Gene Ontology annotation, molecular function: double-strand/single-strand DNA junction binding; double-stranded DNA binding; damaged DNA binding.
AUCACCCAUGGACGUUCUAAAAAGCCUUCAUGCAUCUGUUGCUCAAACAUUUGAGAAAACAUUCGAUGAUGCAUAUAGAGAUCUAUAUGCCGAAAUCAAAUCUCGCGACUGCAAAGUGGAAGAGGCCGAAAAGAAGGCCAAAUGCGCAGAGGAAGCCUGGGUUGAAUCCGCCGCAGAAGCACGGGAACUAAAACGUGAAAUUGCCAUCCUACAAGGAGAACUGGCGCGGAACGAUGUCAAUGCAGAGGACACGCAGGUCUCUGCUGACCAGAUUUUUAAAUUGAAAGAAACAUUCUCACCUCAACAUAUUCUGAUCUUUGGCGAUACCCAUGCUGGUUUAGACACCGGCUCCGAUUCGAAGCCGAACGAGAUCGUCAAGGAUAAAUAUGCCGCAUUGUACAAUGAGUUCAUGACUCUGAUUAAAGCCACCGAUGGUCUUAGACUUCAAAUAAAACGCCAAAAGAGGAAGUUGACGUAUUGGCGAGAGUGCCUCGAUCGAGAGAAGUUUACUCUUGUGCUUGAUGGGAUUCCCGUCAAGUUUGAACGGAAGCAAUCGACUGUGGGUGAAAGCCAGCUCCAGAGGCCAAAGAGAUGCCAUGAAACCAAACUGUCGUCCUGUGCUGCUGAGGGAUCCAAGAAGGCUGGCUCGAAACCUCGUUCAAAACAAUCCAGCCCCCAGCCAGGUGGUCAUUAUGGCAUGGCAUCUCCGAAUCCUCAGGAUAAACAGCCAAACCAAAGUCUUUUACCGUGUGAGCCCGUCGAGGCCUGCAACUCGAUUUCGACACUGUCUGCGGCUGGCAAUGAAUUGAACAACCAGAACGCUUGCUCCAAAGCAGACAACAUGCGAGAGCCGAGCAUAUCCAAGAAUAGGUGUUUGGAACUGUGCAAAUCGUCUUCUGGAGUCCCACCAUCCGAAGAUAGCGUGGUGGACAGUAAAAGAAAAGUCUCAAAUCUCAGAAGUGAACAGAUGUCGCCUCACCCUACAAGAGGGCCGUCGCACCAAGCUGAAUCCCAUCAAAUUGCGGAGCUCAGUAACAAAAACAACAAGCCCAAUUCCCCACAGGAGAGGCAAUAUAACACGGGUCUACAUCACGAAGAUACGUCGCCAACCGUCCUGCCGUCGUCGCUGGGUGGAGCAGACAAUAAUUUCCGUGUAUCCGUCGCAAAUCCAGGAUCUUCCAGUCACCCAACAUAUGAUCCGCUGCAUAUCAACCCGAGAAGCGAUUACGACGGUAGCGCAGGGUCGGGGAGGAGGCAUGAGAAAGUAAUGGGCAGAUCUUUGAAACAUGCAUUAUCAUCGUUAGCCGAGGACGGUGAUGAAGUCGUCCGUAAGCGACGCAUGGGAAAUUCGCCACGAGAUGCCUCAUCUGGGGCUAAGUGCACUCAGUUUCAUUUCAGCGAGGAUGCCGCUAUCACUGAGAGACGGUUGCAUAAUCUACUCGAAUCACCUCUGCCUCCUAGACCCUCGUUACAACAGCGCAAAAGCAUUCAGAUUGAGGUUGACGGAGAACAUAGUCAUCAACAUAAGGAGCUAGGCCUUACAAAGUCGGUUGAUAUUGACGUAUCUUCUAGCAUACGACCCACGCCAGCCCAAGGCGAGGAAACCCAAGUGCCACGCGCGCGAUGCGAGCUUCCAAGUGACCCCUCGUUCCGAGCAAAUGACUGUGAAGCCAGUGAGAUGCACCCUGGGGAUGAGCCUUAUCGAGCUCGACCGUUGCGACGGCUCGAUCUAAGCCACUUUAAGAUCAACCCCAAUUACAAUCAAGGACUGGACUUUGCAUAUGACGAUGUUGUUCGUAAGAGACACGAGCGUGAUUCUAUUCAGGGCUGCACACGCCCGAACUGCUGCGGCCAGAAAUUCCUUGCUAUGGCACGUCUUGGUGGGCUGCCAACUCACCAAGAGAAGUGCCCAAGCGAAGACAGAGAAAUUAUGGAAGACUUUCUCGGGGAAGAGAAGGGCAUAAUUGACCGGAUGACAACUACGGAAUACCAGGAUAUCCUUCACGAGGCGAAAGCACGGCUCAUGGCCAAUCAGUACGGGCGACACAGGCAUCAUCAUCAGCGGCCCUCCACACCCCCUGGUUUCUGGCGUGCAGAUAUGCCUGACACGCAGGAAGUGGAGUAUGACCGGGAAGAAGCCCUCAAAAUGGAAAGAGAGAAAGUUAAGGAGCGAUAUAGGCAAGCUAUGCGACCUGGGGGCUUGUGGAAAUUUGCGGACGAAUGAACUCGUGCUGGGUAUGCCACAUACUAGAACGCCCAGUAUGUGUUUUCAAUAGACGUAAAUGCUCAUAGACCUACGCUUCAGAGCUAGCUUAUCUUAAUGAGACAUUCUGCAUGGUCAUGUC